AUGCUAAAAGAUGAUUACGUCAAGAUCCUCUUGUGCUGGUUCACCCUGCCGCCAUCACCAAAGUCAUCCACAGACACCUGGCGACUCGCCCUGUAUCCCUGGACGCACCAGCACACGCACCUCUUCCCCUCGACAUGUUUCGUCCUUGACGACGGCAGCGGCACGGAGGCGGGCUACUGCAUCGACUGCCCUUCCGUGGACGCUUUAAUCGCGGCCUACGCGUUGCACGUCACGGCCGUGCUGGACGCAUCCCCGGAGGUGCACCCACGGUCGGACCCGCUUAAGCCGCCGGAGCCGUGGACCAGCGCCGAGGGCUCCGUCAACGCCGCGUCCCUGGCGCAGCUGGCCUACGACCCCCACCAGCUGGCUCCGGUCGCCCACACCGACGUACCGCCACGGUUCCGCACCACGCUGCACAUCGACCUGCUGGAGCCAUGGCAGGCCAAGGGAUGGGGCGGCAAGCUGCUGGAGCGCCUGGUGGGGGCUCGCGGAGCGGUGUGACGGCGACGGCGCCGCAGGGAACCAGGCGUUUGGCUCAGCCUGGCAGAGGACAAUGCGAAGGUGGUGCGAUUCCAGGAACGGACGGAGUUCGAGCUGUGGAAGCCCCUGGAUCCCAAGCAGCGGACGAAGGUCCAGAGGACACUCACAAUGGGGGCAGGCCGAAGCGCAGGAUCAG
Ilyonectria robusta is the source of this 676-nucleotide messenger RNA. RefSeq lists its product as uncharacterized. Bases 1 to 501 code for a protein of 166 amino acids. The record is from RefSeq and is a predicted model, not a curated record. Lineage: Eukaryota; Fungi; Ascomycota; Sordariomycetes; Hypocreales; Nectriaceae. The transcript has 2 exons.